AUGCCCCAUCGAUGCGGUAACAGGAUUAGCCUCACCCCAGGUGACAUGACAAUGACAAUGGAAACCUCUUGGCGUGAUUCCACCAGUAAGACCUACGAAUGCGCAUGGAAUAAUUGGAAUAAACCCCGAGGUCUUAACCCCUUACAUCCUACUGGAGAAGUUUUAGCUCGAUUUCUGGCAGAUCCACAUGUUGUGGAAGAUGAGGCUAAUGUUUUUCAAUCGUGCAGACAUACAGCUCUAUUACUAAUUCUCUACUCUGGCAGAAGGAUUCAUGAUUUGACUCUUUUGGCAGCUGAUUCAAAACGUAUGCACCAAGAUCCAGUCUUCUGGGUAGGUCAUUGUACCACGUUAUUAAGGAAGAAACGAGAAGAAAGAAACUUAAUAAACUUAUUUUUAAACAUAAGGAGAAAGCCAAAAGCUGCUUCCCGUACAUUUAUCGCGGGCUGGAUAAAGACCCUACUUGUUGAUGCAGGAAUAAAGGCUUCACCGGGCAGCCUACGUUCUGCAGUGGCGUCUAAAAGUUCGUCUAAAAACUGUCCUCUGGAUGAAAUUCUGUCUAAAGAGAAUUGGAGAUCUCUGAACACAUUUGCUCGUUUUUAUUGCAAAGAAGUGGUGCCACUAGAUAAAAAUCUCACAAUAUUCAAAGUAUGUUUACUCCGAUUGGAUAAAUAG
Leptosia nina is the source of this 672-nucleotide messenger RNA. NCBI's taxonomy places the organism in Eukaryota, Metazoa, Arthropoda, Insecta, Lepidoptera, Pieridae. The record is from the annotation of a GenBank genome assembly.